Messenger RNA from Oncorhynchus nerka (sockeye salmon), 3752 nucleotides. Its product is annotated as serine/threonine-protein kinase tousled-like 1-B. Gene Ontology annotation, biological process: intracellular signal transduction; peptidyl-serine phosphorylation; chromosome segregation. Bases 249 to 2510 code for a protein of 753 amino acids. The transcript is spliced from 21 exons. The record is from RefSeq and is a predicted model, not a curated record. NCBI's taxonomy places the organism in Eukaryota, Metazoa, Chordata, Actinopteri, Salmoniformes, Salmonidae. Gene Ontology annotation, molecular function: protein serine/threonine kinase activity; ATP binding. Gene Ontology annotation, cellular component: nucleus.
GAGCGCUGUUCGCGAACUGAUGCUGACAGCCGCUCGAUCGAUGCAAAGGUUACAUUUUAUCCUAGCAUGCUACUUCAAGACGCAUACGCACUGCAGAGCUUAUUGAAAUAUAAGUGUUUACAAAAAAUGGUCAAAAUUAGAUUGAUUUCCGUGGCUAUGUAGCAGUUGCCUGAUGGUGGAUGCACUUUUGGGAUUUCGGAUUUGCACGGACGCCCGUGUGUCUGCUCUCUCACUAGUAAAGUGGCUUCAUGAGUGUCCAAAGUAACAGUGGAAGUGGUGGUGGAAGUUUGGAGGCGACGCCAUCUUGGUCGCAGCUAUCCUCGUCCCUAACGAUUUCUCAACAACACAUAACGGCCACCACCAAGACCAAGGAAGGCCCCAUGGAGGAGCUGCACAGCCUGGACCCUCGCAGGCAGGAGCUUCUGGAGGCCAGGUUCAUGGGUGCGGUCAGCGGCAACACCGUAGGAAGCAGCGCCAGUGGCGGGGCCAAGGGUCUGGCCAACGAGUGCUCCAACCACAGCUAUGGCAGUCUCGGCUCUUCCAGCGACAAAGAGUCAGAGACCCCUGAGAAGAAGCACUCUGAGUCGCCCAGAGGAAGGAAGAGGAAAGCUGACAUCCAAUCGGAGAACAGCCAGGGGAAGACUUCCACACGGGGGCCCAAGAUCAGUGACUACUUUGAUUUCCAGGGGGGGAGUGGCUCCAGUCCGGUGAGGGCUUUACCCCAGUUCCUCCGCUCACCACAGAACUCCCACCAAGGUGCUCAUUCUGCACCUGGCUCUAAUAUCAGACAAAACAGCUCCUCUCCUACCAGUCUGUGUUUCGGAGAUCACCUGAUGAACCACAAAGCCUCCUCCAGCAAGUGUGUUCAGACAGAGUUGACAGGUCUGAAACUGGCUGCUCUGGAGAGCAACAAGAGUCUGGACCUGGAGAAGAAAGAGGGACGCAUAGAUGACCUGCUUAGGGCCAACUGUGACCUGAGGAGACAGAUUGAUGAACAGCAGAAACUCCUGGAGAAAUACAAGGAGAGACUGAACAAAUGCAUCACAAUGAGCAAGAAACUACUCAUAGAGAAGAGCACCCAGGAGAAGCAGUCGUGCAGAGAGAAGAGCAUGCAGGACCGUCUCAGACUGGGUCACUUCACCACUGUACGACAUGGAGCCUCCUACACUGAACAGUGGACCGACGGAUACGCAUUCCAGAACCUUGUCAAGCAGCAGGAGGGUAUCAACCAGCAGAGAGAGGAGAUCGAGCGUCAGAGGAAGCUGCUAGCCAAAAGGAAGCCUCCCAACCCCUCCUCCUCCCCCUCCCUCUCCUUAGGAACCACCUCCGAACCCAAACAGCGUAAAGCCAAGGUUGUAAACGGCAAUGACCCCGACCCCUUCCUCAAACCCUCCCUGCCUCAGAUGUUGACUCUGGCUGAGUAUCAUGAGCAGGAGGAGAUCUUCAAGCUUCGCCUGGGACACCUGAAGAAGGAGGAGGCUGAGAUCCAGGCAGAGCUGGAGAGGUUGGAGAGGGUGAGGAACCUCCACAUCCGAGAACUGAAGAGGAUCAACAAUGAGGACAGCUCAUCGUUUAAAGACCACCCCACUCUGAAUGAGAGGUACCUGCUGCUGUAUCUGCUAGGCAGAGGAGGCUUCAGUGAAGUCUAUAAGGCCUUUGACCUGUUUGAGCAGCGCUACGCAGCCGUUAAAAUCCACCAACUCAACAAGAACUGGAGAGAGGAGAAGAAGGAGAACUACCACAAGCAUGCCUGUAGAGAAUACCGGAUACACAAACAGCUGGACCAUCCCAGAAUAGUCAAACUCUAUGACUACUUCUCCCUGGAUACAGACACGUUCUGUACGGUUCUAGAGUUCUGUGAGGGGAACGACUUGGACUUCUAUCUGAAACAGAACAAGCUGAUGUCAGAGAAGGAGGCGCGGUCUAUCGUCAUGCAGAUAGUCAAUGCCCUGCGAUACCUCAACGAGAUCAAACCCCCCAUCAUACACUACGACCUCAAACCAGGUAAUAUCUUGCUGGUGGAUGGGACUGCAUGUGGAGAGAUAAAGAUCACAGACUUUGGGCUGUCUAAGAUCAUGGAUGAUGACAACUAUGGUGUGGACGGCAUGGACCUCACCUCACAGGGAGCUGGCACAUACUGGUACCUUCCCCCAGAGUGUUUUGUAGUAGGCAAGGAGCCUCCUAAGAUCUCUAACAAAGUGGACGUCUGGUCGGUCGGGGUCAUCUUCUUCCAGUGCCUCUAUGGACGGAAGCCAUUUGGCCAUAACCAGUCUCAGCAGGACAUCCUUCAAGAGAACACCAUCCUCAAAGCCACCGAGGUCCAGUUCCCUGCCAAGCCCCAGGCCAGCACAGAGGCCAAGGCGUUUAUCCGGCGCUGUCUGGCCUACCGUAAGGAGGCUCGUUUCGACGUUCACCAGCUGGGCACUGACACGUACCUCCUCCCUCACAUGAGACGCACCAACUCCUCAGGCUCCCUUCAGCCCGCCUCCUCCUCAAUUUCCUCCUACUGAAUGGCUGAUGGACAUGACUGACAGGCCCACCGGUCAAUCCUAUAGCAGAACUGAUCCUAAUAUGGGAAAUGGAGUGGUGUUGGGUAUUCAGAAUCCCCCAGCCGCAGUGAAAGGGACGUGAAUUUGUUUGGCUGAAUAGAAUGGAAUGGAUGACACGUGAGAUGGGGAAAGAGAAAGACAGAGUGGAGGUGGAGACACUGCUAAUGUUUCCAAGUAGCUUUGCCGAAACGUUGCACUGUGUUCUGAUCCUGAAGGUGUACCUGCUUUACAGAGAGAGAGAGAGAGAGAGAGAGAGAGAGAGAGAGAGAGAGAGAGAGAGGAAGGAAGAGAAGCUCUACCCCUUGUGCAUGCCAUUGGACAUGCUGUGUCUGUUGCCAUGGGGACUUAAGUGGGGCUAGGCCACACCCCUUGCUAAUGUUGAACUGGGCUCUUAUUGGUGGAGAGGUAAACUGUAAACAAAAAGCAACACGUUUAGUUGUUUAUUGGAAUCCCCAUCAGAAGUCCAUUCCUAAAUAGUCCACUAGCUUCUACUAUAGAAGGCACUUCCUGUAGAUCUGAAGGGAUUGGAUAGGCAUUAAACUAUCUCCACCUUGUGCCUGGAUAGGCCAAGUGGAAUGUUCUCCAUAUUGCUUAGACCUCUGCAGUCAGUUCAGAUCUACACCAGUAUGUUGGUGCUAGAGGUCGAUUUGGGAUGUGGCUUGAAUCCCCAGAAUCGAUCAGUUGGUUUGCCAGACUCACAGUAAACCUUGGACUAAAUUGCACUUCUAAUCAAGAUGAUUUGGUUUCAUGGACAUGACUUCUUGAAAUAGUCCUGGACUAAGGCUAAGCUUCAGUCCCAGACUGUCGGACAGAAGUUCAUAAAGUCACGUUUUUAGAUCUUGAAUCAAGAAUGAAAUCUACUCCUGGAUUAAUAUAAUCUGGCUGUGUGAAAGAAGUUGGUUUUAGGCAGUUUAGGUCCUCCGUGGAUCCAUCCCUCUACAAUGUGCUGAGUGCUAGGCCUGUUCAGGCAAUGACGUCUGUUUAGCAGAACACAAUGAAACCAUAUAAGGAUCAGCUUUAUUGUAAAGAUUAAGGUUUCAAUACUCAAAUCUGGAGGAAAUUCAAUGUACAUUUCAUGUGUAGGAGUGGCAUAUCUGCAAUCUCAGUCUGUACAGGGGGUCAAACACACUCAAUGUACUGAACUCUCACUAGGCAGUGCCCCUGUUCUCAAAUGAAUAAAAGACAAAACGCCUAGAAACACAA